AUGUCCGCAUACCCGUUCAACACGACCGGGGGUGCCUUUGCGCCGCCUCCGGUCUCGGCGGCAAACACGUCGCCGGCACCGAGCUCGCCGUCACCGCGGGUGUCACGGACGACGUCCAAGGCAUCGAUGCGCUCGCUGCGCGGACGGCGGUCGGUAGGCUCGUCGAACUUUGCCUCGCUGAUUCCGCGUCGACGGUCAUCGCGGAUGGGCAUGUCUCUGGCUGGGCGCCCGGGUAAGACGGCGGCGGCGGCUGCAGCUGCACGGGUUCGCGCACCGGCCAAGGCCACGGUUGCGGCGGGCCUGGGCGGCGCCGGGACGGCAUUUCUGCGGUCCGAGGCACGGGAGGCACGCCAGCGCAAGGACGCCGAGGCUGCUAGGCUGGCGGCGGCCGAAGCGGCCGGCGAUAUGCCUGCGGCGCCUGCCAGCUCGAGCGAGGCCUCGCGGUACGUGGCCGAUGUCGACGCCGUCACGCCGAUCAUCCGCGGCGAGUACUCGACGGCGCAGCGGGCAGCGGCGGUGCGGAAGCUGGCCCAUCUUGCUUGGCUCGGCUCCGAGUACACCCAGGUCUACGUCGGGCGCAUCGGGCUCAUCGGAACCAUGGCGACCAUUCUGGCAUCGGGCGACGAUGUAGAGCUCAAGCUCGCCACCCUACAGGCCCUCUCGGUUGUUGUCCGCGGCUGCCGCCCGAAUCAGGAGCGAGCCCGCAAGGUCCGCAUCAUCCCAGCCGUCACAAAGUAUCUUGACCACUCCAGAAAGGCCGUGCGCCAGUGGGCGGCGCACGCACUCUUUUUUGUACUCCACAACAACAUGGCCAACCACACCGUGGCGCUGCGGACCCACUCACUCAAGCGCCUGCUCGAGCUUGCUGCUGCCGAGCCGUGGGAGGCCUUCAAGCACAACGAGGCGCAGCAGAUCCUGUACAUGCUCGGCCUCGCCGACGUCGAGCCGCAGACCGGCUCGUCGUCGCGCUCGCGCCGCGCCGCGCCGCGCGACACCGACUCUUCGACCUCACUGAAUGCCUCGGCCUCACCGCGCCCUCCGACCUCACCGCGGUCGCCGGUCUCGCCGCGGUCGCCAGUCUCACCGCUCUCGCCGCGAUCGCCGCGGUCGCCGCGGUCGCCCGGCCACUCUGGUCAUCGCCCCAUUCAUAGCGUGCGCGGGCCUCGCGGUGGGCGAGCCACGCAGCUGCAGCGCAAGCGGUCGCUGCUAUCGAUGUGAGACGGCAUUUUAGUGUGAAGGCGCGGCUGCGGCCGGCGCAAGCGCGGCGGCAAGCUGCUUGAACAGCUGGCGCUGGUCGGCAGUGAGGCUCGAGUACUCGGCGCGGAAGUGGUACAUGGGCGACGACGACUCAAAGUCCUGGGCAAGCUCUGUGGCCCGGGCGACGAUCGAGUCUGCGACGCCGGCGAGCUUGGCCACGUUCAUGCCGUACGACUUGGAGGCGACGCCUGGGGCAAGCUUGUAGAGGAAGGUCACCUCGUCAGCCUCCUCGUCGACGUAGCAAGACAUGUGCUGGAGCGAGACACCCGGCGUGGUCGAGAACUCUUCGCAGAGCGCGUGGUAGUGGGUCGAGAAAAGGGUGCGAGCGCCGAGCCCGUUGAGAAGCUCCGAGAGGACGGCGUAGGCGAUCGAGUAACCGUCAAAGGUCGAGGUACCACGGCCAAGCUCGUCCAUGAUGACCAGCGACGACGCGGUGCCGUGCUGGAGGACGGCGGCGGUCUCGAGGAGCUCGACCAUAAACGUGGAUUGGCCACGCAUGAUGUGGUCGUGGGCGCCGAUGCGGGUAAAGAUGCGGUCGACUGG
Thecamonas trahens ATCC 50062 is the source of this 1800-nucleotide messenger RNA. RefSeq lists its product as uncharacterized. Bases 1 to 1218 code for a protein of 405 amino acids. The transcript has a single exon. The record is from RefSeq and is a predicted model, not a curated record. NCBI's taxonomy places the organism in Eukaryota, Apusomonadida, Apusomonadidae.